AUGCUGCAGGUGAGUUUGUCCACGCGUUACACGCCCACGCCCUCUAGUGCUGACCGAUGUGGCAGUGAUUACGGCUAUUGCGGUAAGAGCGAUGGCCACUGCCUCGUCGCCAAUGGAUGCCAGAACGGAUGCAGCGACGCCGCUGCUCCCGUAACCACCAAGGUUGCUCCCGUUACGACUGAGGCUGCCGCCGCCACCAGCGCCGCUGCUGCCCCCCGUACCGACGGACGGUGCGGCAAGGAUUUCGCCGGUGCCACUUGUGACUCCAACGGCGAGUACGGCGGCUGCUGUUCCGAGUUUGGCUUCUGCGGCAAGACUGAUGGUCACUGCCUCGUCGCCAACGGUUGCCAGAACGGCUGCUCCGACGGUACCCCCAACCCCCCUGCGGCCGGCACUACUGAUGCUCCCACUACCACGACCGGCCCGUCCUCGAGCCAGGAACCCGUCCUGGGCUCGCCGACCACCAAGGCCACUUCCCCCGCCAACACUAACCUCGUGACCACCGACGGCUCGUGCGGUGUUAACGCCAACAACGCCGUCUGCGGUGACUGGCCUCAGGGCAGCUGCUGCUCCAUGUACGGUUACUGCGGAAGCACGACCUCCCAUUGCGGUGACGGCUGCCAGUCGGGUCCUUGCACGAACGGCGCCGAGGAACAGGCUCCCGGUGCCAGCCCCGCUCCCGCCGCCCCGACUCCCGGUACCUUCAAGGUCGUUGGUGACUCUGGUGUCCCCGUCAUGCACGCCGGUCUCAUGCCCAACGGCAAGGUUGCCUUCCUCGACAAGGUCGAGAACUACACCCAGGUCAAGCUUGCCAACGGCCAGUACGCCUACUCCUCCGAGUACGACGUCACGACGAACACCUACGUCCCGCUCUCCUACAAGACCAACGCCUUCUGCUCCGGUGGUGCUUUCCUUGCCGAUGGCCGUUUCGUCUCGCUCGGCGGCAACGCCCCUCUCGACUUUAUCGACCCUACCGUCACCGACGGCUUCGACGGCAUCCGCUACCUGAAGCGCAGCAUGGACGACGACAGCCUCGACGGCCAGGGUUGGGACGAGCCUGGCAACAAGAUGGCCAGCAAGCGCUGGUACGCCAGUGCGCAAAUCAUGGGCGAUGCCAGCAUUUUCGUCGCCUCCGGAUCGCUCAACGGCCUCGACCCGACCAACAGCUCCAACAACAACCCCACCUGGGAGUUGCUCGACCGCAACGGCGUCUCGGACGGCAUCAACCGCCCCAUGGAGAUUCUCGAGAAGAACCAGCCGUACUACAUGUACCCGUUCCUCCACCUGCUGAAGGACGGCUCCCUCUUCGUCAUGGUCAGCAAGUCCGCCGAGCGCUUCGACGUCGCUGGCAACAAGCCGAUUUCCACCUACCCCGACCUUCCCGGCGACUACCGCACGUACCCCAACACCGGCGGUUCCGUGAUGAUGCCUCUGUCCUCGGCCAACAACUGGGUUGCUGACAUUAUCAUUUGCGGUGGCGGCGCCUACCAAGACAUUACCUCGCCCACUGACCCCUCGUGCGGACGCAUUAGCCCGCUCGCCGACAACCCGAAGUGGGAGAUGGACUCGAUGCCCGAGGGCCGCGGCAUGGUUGAGGGCACGCUCCUUCCGGACGGCACGUCGAUCUGGCUCAACGGCUGCAACCACGGCGCCCAGGGCUUCGGCCUCGGCACGGACCCGACGUUCGAUGCGCUGCUGUACGACCCCACGAAGGCGCUGGGCCAGCGCUGGCAGACGGCCGGCCGCACAGACAUUCCGCGUCUCUACCACAGUGUCGCGCUCCUGCUCCUGGACGGCACGCUGAUGGUGACGGGCUCCAACCCGGUCGAGCAGCCGGUGCUGGGCGACAACAAGGCGUUCCCGUACGUGACGGACUUCCGCGUCGAGAUCUACACGCCGCCGUACCUGCAGGGCGAAAACGCCAACAAGCGGCCCACGGACGUGGCGCUCUCGACGACGGCGCUCAAGGCCGACGGCAGCACCUUUAACAUCCAGUUCUCGGCUCCGGCGGGUGCAAAGGAGGUCCGCGUCGCGCUGUACCACGGCGGCUUUGUCACGCAUAGCGUGCACAUGAACCACAGGAUGGCGUUCUUGGAUACGGAGGGCUGGGCUGCGGGUGCCGCGAGCCAGAACAUCAAGGUCACGAUGCCCCCGAAUAGCAACGUUGCCCCGCCUGGGCCGUAUGUUGUCUAUGUCGUUGUGGAUGGCGUGCCUGCGGUGGGCAAGAUGGUUAUGGUUGCUUAG
Aplosporella prunicola CBS 121167 is the source of this 2244-nucleotide messenger RNA. Its product is annotated as carbohydrate-binding module family 18. The coding region runs from base 1 to 2244 and encodes 747 amino acids. The transcript is spliced from 2 exons. The record is from RefSeq and is a predicted model, not a curated record. NCBI's taxonomy places the organism in Eukaryota, Fungi, Ascomycota, Dothideomycetes, Botryosphaeriales, Aplosporellaceae. Gene Ontology annotation, molecular function: chitin binding.